CGAUGUCUAAAUACAAUAAUGAAUGAAAAUGAGGGCAUUUCGAAGUGAACAAUCAACUGUGUGUAUGUGCGAAUGAGAGCGCACUGACAGCUCACUAGAUUAGGGCCAAGCGUUCUGAAACCAUCUUAGCAAUUUAUUGUUUAAAACAAACUAAGUUCUGAAUAAAACCCAGACACUUUUCCUUAAAGCUAUUUCCUAAUAAUAGUUAUUAACAAUGGAACAUACAAGAACACUAUAUGUAUUUUCGAGUUAUAUUUGAAUUUAUUGUUCUCGUGACAUAACGUAAACAAUUAGUUUUAGAACGCCGCACCACUCCUUGCGGUUUCUUUUGUGAUCUCCAGUAUUUUUUUGCAAAAAAUAAAUAAUUAUAUUGUGUAAAAUUCGUUGAAGGUGAAAAAAUGUGUUCUUUAUGGAAUUGUGCUUUUCUAUUGUAAGCAUAAAAUGACGUAACCAUGUCAGGCGGCAACUCAUCAAAGGGCAAGUCCCACGCCCGCCACUCCGGCUGGGAGGAGGCGGGGGGAGAGUUCUACCAAGAGUUAUACCCUGGAGCUGAGCAAGAAUUAUUUGACAAUCUACAGCGAGCCGAUGCCAACAAACUAGCGACACUAUUGCCUUCAAAGCAGGCGAGAACAACGACAGUGAAACGCGUACGGUCUCAGAAUGAACGAAGACAAUCCACCUACGCGCGCACCACUCAGAGCCGAGACAUACAUCUGUCUAUGUUGCCCGACCUAUCAGAGAACCUGUCAAAUGAGGAACGGACAUGGGAGGAGAUCAUGCAGAUCAAGGCCAUGCCGGUGCCCAUGAGCCAAAAGAGGGACCUCAAGGCCAGGCUACAGAACGCUACAAAACUCCGCCUCGUGGGCUUCGAGCAGCUCCAAUGGCGUCAAAGAAAAGUAUGGCAUCGCUUCCGCAUCCGGUUCACGGAAAUUAUGGGCAAACUGGAACUUUGGCAGUCCCCCAUGCGAGAGAUAGAGGGCAGCUUCGGCACUGGUGUGGUAUCGUACUUCCUAUUCCUACGCUGGCUACUAUUCCUAAACCUAGUAAUAUCACUAGUUGUAGUCACCUUCCUAAUAUUACCAAAGACUUUACUAGUCGAAGACACUCAAGAAUGUAAUGAGGACUUCCCUAAUUCCACGGAGUGUUGUUCCGAAGCGUAUUUGGAAAAGAAUUUAACUGACAGUAAUAUUUUUUUCGAUGUAAUACAGGGCACUGGAUGGAUGGAAAGAACAAUUUUGUUCUACGGUGUAUAUAGCAACCAAAUAUAUACGUACUUUUUAGAAGGUUUGUUGAAUUCACGAAUGUAUUAUAACAUGCCAUUGGCGUAUAUAUUAGUACCUAUAUCUUGGGCGCUGUUAUCUUUGAUAGCAAUAGUCAAAACCGGAGCGAAAGGAUUCAAAGAAAGGUUAGUAGAAAGCGAGGGACAAUUCUACAUGUAUUGUAACCUGGUGUUUGGUGGGUGGGAUUUCUGCAUACAUAAUGACAAGUCGGCGAAAAUAAAACACAAGGCGAUAUACAACGAAGUCAAGGGAUGUCUUGAACAGGAGAGGUUUAAAGAAGAAAAGCAACUUAGAAGCAAAGAGACUCAGAUAUUAUUGCAUUUGAAACGAAUUUUUAUCAAUUUAAUCGUUUUUGCCAUAUUAAUAGCGUCUGGUAUACUUAUCUAUCUAACAUUUAACUAUACUAUAGAUAAACUCGGCGAGUUAUUAAGCGACUCGAAUUUGUCAUCGAAUUUCGACGCUGCUAACGCGACGCAAGCGCAACCUAUAACCUUAAGGCUAUUCAGAGAAGGAUCAUAUUCCUUUAGCCAAUUGCAAACCACUUUACUCGAGUUCCUUCCAUACAUUUGCAUCGUCGCUUUGAACAUUAUUGUACCAGAACUCUUCAGUUAUUUAAUCAAAUUUGAAGAUUAUACGCCAGCUAGUGUUAUAAUAGUAACAUUGCUCAGAACAGUCCUGCUCAGACUAUCUUCAUUAGGCGUUCUUUUAAGCCAAAUAUAUCACAGAAUCACGGGGAAACACGGUGGAGUCUGUGCAUAUAAUAACGAUGAUUCUCUAGCCUUAGAAUGCUGGGAAACAUACGUAGGCCAACAAUUAUACAAGUUGAUACUUACCGAUUUCGCGUUGCAAUUCUUCACAACCUUCUUUAUCAAUUUACCUAGAGCUUUCAUAGCACGCCAUACUGUUAGUCGAUGCUUUAAAAUCAUUGGCGAACAAGAUUUCUACUUACCAAAACAUGUCUUAGACAUAGUUUAUACACAAACUAUCAUCUGGAUGGGUACUUUUUUCUGUCCAUUCCUACCGAUAAUGGGGACUGUGUUUUACUUUAUAAUAUUCUACGUGAAAAAAUUCACUUGCUUAGUAAAUUGCACGCCUUCCCCUGUUGUAUACAAAGCGUCUAAAUCUAAAAGUCUUUUCAUGUCAGUGUUACUUCUAGGUUUCGUUGUGUCUAUCGUCCCGGUCGCUUAUUCUAUCGCUGAAAUAUACCCUUCAGUUAACUGCGGGCCUUAUAGAGGUUUGACAACUGUCUGGUCAUUCGCUGUAAGCACUUUUGUUAACUUACCGCCCGCUAUAAGAGAAUUCGUGUUUUUCAUAGGAACGUCAACUUUUGCGAUCCCCGCGUUCGCUGUAAUGCUAUUCGCUUUAUACUACUACUGGGCUGUUGCGGCAGCUAAUAGACAUAUGGUAGUAGUUUUAAAGAAUCAACUAGUCCUAGAAGGGCAUGAUAAGCAGUUCUUGCUGAAUAGAUUGAGCGCUUUCAUUAGACAGCAUCAAAAAAGGUGUGAGAGGAGGAACAGAGCGAGUUUUGCAGACGAUGAUUCGUCUAUUAGGCAGAGUUCUAGGUAGUCUGGUUUUGAAGCGACGUUAGGACUUAUUGUACAGUAUUGUUACGCGGCUGGCGCUAAAAUAUCUACACACAAUUGUGUUAAAGUCUGUCUAAGUUUUUAGUCUUGGACUUAAUUUGUUGAGCCAUUUAGGGUUUACUUUACAUUGGACAUUUCAUGUGAGAGUCAGAAUGGCGGGUGUACCUAAAUAAAAAUAAAUAAAAAAAAGCUUACCAUAUUUGGGUACCUAAUUUGUAGUAUUUAGUGCAAAAAAAAUUAAAGUUACCAAUAAAUAACAGUACACCCGCCAUCCUGACAGUCAGAAUGGCGGGUGUACUUUAUUACGCUAUGUUCCCGCGAAUAUUGAUAAAUUCUAUAAAAACCCAGUUUUUGUAUCUUUUCUGUACCUUCAUAUUCAAUUAUAAUAUGAGCCAAUUAAUUUGUGGUUUCCAAGUUUUACUCAAUUUACAUUUUGUUUGCUAAAAUUACACUUUUGCAGGCACUAUAAUUUUUCACCUUAUCGAUUUUAUUUUUAAGAAAAAAGGCUACAAUUAUUUUUAUUACGCCAGGAAUUAGUACCUUUCACGUUCAUUCUGAUCAGUUCAAAAACUCAGAAAAUUAUGUCAUAAAAAGGGUCAUGUCAAAGAUCCCUUCUAAGAAAAACCAUGUACUGAAAAGUUC
Molecule: messenger RNA, 3505 nt
Organism: Cydia pomonella (codling moth)
Lineage: Eukaryota; Metazoa; Arthropoda; Insecta; Lepidoptera; Tortricidae
Product: transmembrane channel-like protein 7
Exons: 5
Coding region: 453-2846 (797 amino acids)
Cellular component (GO): plasma membrane
Molecular function (GO): mechanosensitive monoatomic ion channel activity
Source: RefSeq, a predicted model, not a curated record